UCAGAUGGGAAAUGGGGGAAGUAUAAAUAUUUAAUAGAACAAAAAGAAGGGAAGUUUAGAAUAAAGGAAUAUAAUGAUAUAAAACACCAUUUGACGGUCUGGAUCCAAUAUCAUCAAAUAAGUAGUAAAUUUAAUACCGUAAAGACAAAAUACAAAAAGGUUUUCUAGAUGAACCCUCUUUAUUGGAAACACAUUUAGUACAAAACAACAGUAAAAUUAUUUCCAACAUGUAUAAUCUUUUGCUGGAAUGGGAGGUAAAAGACGAAAUGGUAAAGGAGAUGAUGGUCAAGUGGGCAAUUGAUUUGGGGAAAACUAUACAAUUAAAACAAUGGGAAAAAUUAUGGAAGGAAUCUUGUAAAUUCAUGGAGGCAAAAGGGAUUAGAGAAAAUAUGAUCAAAAAGUUCUACAAAUGGUAUAUAACACCAAUUAAAAUACAUAAAAUGUACAAAAUGAAAGAUAUUUUUUGCUGGAAAUGUCGGAAAGAGGAGGGGACAUUCAUGCAUAUGUGGUGGCAUUGUGGGGAAAUUAAAAAAAAAUGGAAUCAGGUUUUUGAAGAAAUUAAAAAAAUUCUGAAAUAUAAUAUAAAGAAAAAUCCUGAAUCCUUCUUAUUGGGGAUAAUGGAUGAUGGAAUCAGGAUGAGAAAUUAUUUCUUUAUGCAACUGUUGCCGCAAGAAUAUUGAUUGCAACAUAUUGGAAGAAGCAAGAGGUACCAAAAAUCAAAGAGUGGCAAGAGAAGGUUUUUAGCUAAAUUUUAGCUAAAGAGUGGCUAAAUUAACAGAUUCAAUUAGAGGACGCAGCAACCAAAAAUUUUACCAAAGAUGGAAAAAAUUUGGUGAAUAUAUGAGAAAACAAUGCCCCACAUUGAAGUCUUGGAUCUAUCUCUAACAUUCCGUACUGAAAAAUAUCAUAAUAUAGGAGCAAUAUGUGAAAUAAAGUGCAGAAUAUAGGGAUAAGAGAUAUUGGAAAGCAGUAAAGGAAAAAUAUUCUAAUAAUCCAAGAGGACGACAAGUGAUUGGAGAUGAGUAAUAUUGAUGUGUGUAGAGUGAUUUAAUUUGAUUUAUUAGCUUUAUAUAAAAAUAGGUUAAGAGAAUCAACAACUUAGAGAUAAGUUAGUUAGAGUAUUGCCUAUACGAAUUGAUAAUGAGGAAUUUGUUGAUUAUGUUUAUUUGAUUGUAUGUUUAUGUGUAUAAUUUUGAUUUGUAUGCUUUGUUAGGUAUGUUUUGUUUUGAUUUGUUUAAUUUGCUUGAUUUGUUUGUUUUAAUUUAAUUUAAAUUUUCAAUAAAGUAUUUUUAAUAGAAAAAUAAAAAAUAAAAUAAGAGUUGGUGUGCCAUUAAGACCUUCAAGUCCAAAGGCAAUAAUCUCCUUAUUGCACCACUGCACAGAGCAUGUCAAUGUUUAACUUUUACCAUCUUCCAUGUUCUCAUAAUGUUCAACCUUGUCAGCUCACCUUCAGACUGUGAGGGGAAUAGAGGCCUUUGUCCCCUUCCUCCAAUCUGGUGUGGCUUUUCUGAUUGAUUGUUGCUCAGAUACUGUUCCAGAGAACAUUGCCCAGUUCCCUCCACUCAUCAUAGUCUAUCACAGUAUAGCUUAAAGAACAGUUUGAUGUGCAUAGAGGAGAUCCAUUUGCCAAAGGGGGUGCAGGGACCUCUAGGAGAGAAAACAGCCUGUCCUGCAUGCAGCUGCCUCACCAAAGUGUUCCAUCGCCCAGCCCUAGAAAGAACCUUGCUCUGCACAGGUGCAAAUGGGUGGGGAGGGGAUGGCAGAAAAAUGGCAGAUAAUUGUUCUUCACUAGCCUCCAUUGUCCUCUUUUGCUUUAUGUGUAAAAGCAAAUAUAUGAUUAAUAUUACACUCAUGAUGUCAGCUGUAAAGAUUCCCAGUUUGGGGUUGAAUGUGCAGACCAAUGAAGAUGGGUGCUUCCAAAUGGGGGUGAUCUGCUGCAGAUGUAGAUUUCUCUUUUUGGUCAAAACAAUUCAUAGGUAUACCAAUGUUUUCCAUCCACACCAGUGGGUGGUUCAGGGUGAAAUGUUAUCAUACUGUGGACUCUCGCCCUUUCUGUCAACAACUUUGUUUGCACAGUACUUGCAUAGUAAAGGUAAAGGGACCCCUGACCGUUAGGUCCAGUCAUGGACGACUCUGGGGUUGCAGUGGCUGUGGGAGAAGCAGGUCCUUCUUGGGGUGUUAAUGAUGGGAGCCCCUCCAUCAUUGGCUCAGGUUGUAUAUCCGUGUAAAUAAACGAGAUAUCAUAAAGACACCAGAGUCUCCACUGUUCCUCAUUCAGAAGAAACUGAAUUCUGGAGGAAUUUUGGGACAUUGAUGCUAUGGCAAAAACUGAUGCUGUGAUGAAUUUUUUUCUGGCAAAAGCACAGAAUUGACGCUUCAGACACUGAAGAGGCUUUCGUUUCAUUGGGAAUAAAAGGAGUCACAAAGACAAUACAGGGAAGUGAAAAACAUAUUAAGUACAGCUUGGCUGGACAAAGUAUCCGAUUAAAGCACACAAUUAAGUGGUAUUUAAAAAGGGUAUUUUCUCACCACAUCACCUAGCCAAACUGUGCUUGAAUCUGUAAUCCAGUGAUCUGCUUUGAACAUAUAUCAAGAAAUUGCAAAACUCAGUGUAACUAGAGCUGGGUAGCAUUUACUGUGAGGUCUGUGAAUCCUCCUGGGAGAAAGAAAAGAUGGGUUUCUCUGAAAUUGAAAUCGCAGAGCAAAAACUCGCUAUGAAUCCACAUGCAGCAGAGAAUGGGGGAAGUUGUGGAUUCAUACAUAAUGGAAGCACGAAACAAGCAAGAGGAGUCUUCUCUCAGAAACUGAGCCAUUUCCCAUAUGGUCUGAGCAAUAAAGGAAAAGAGAAACUUCCUUUUAGUGCACUAACCGUGAGCUUGGUGGUUAAUGCCAUUCUGAUCCUUAUCAUCAUCAUCCUCAGCAUUCUUUUAUCAGGGAGAAGUUGUGAAGUAUUGCCAACAGCGCAACCUUCUCCUUCCACUCCAACUGAGUGCUGUCCGGACGGCUGGAUUGGCUACCAAAGGAAAUGCUACUAUUUUUCAGAGAGUGACAGAAAUUGGACUUAUAGCCAGAAUUACUGUGACUCUUUUAAUGCCUCUUUAGUUGUGAUUGACUCCCAAGAAGAGAUGAGCUUCUUGAGACGGUACAAAGGUCCUGCUGACCACUGGAUUGGUCUCCAAAGGACGGAUGACCAGGAGCCUUGGAGAUGGAUCAAUGGCACCAUUUUCAAUUUCUGGUUUGAUAUUCGGGGAGGAGGAAAAUCUGCUUACAUGAACCAUCAAGGUGUUGCCAGCUCUAACGGCCGACAUGAAGGACCCUGGAUCUGCAGCAAACCAGUUCACAAAUCCGAAAGGAUAGUAGAUGCAGGGCCGUAGCUAGGGAGUGGUGAGGUGGGCCCCUGCCAGGCGCGCAGACGAGAGGCUUCCCACUGCUAUCCCUGCCCACCAAAUAAAGAAGAUUUUUCUGUAUUUAGCUCCUGCUUUAAACCUGUGGGUUUGGCCCCCUUGAUAUUGAGGGAUGAUUUUCAAUCAUUGUGGGACAGGGAGGUCUUAGACGAAGUACAGACUUGCGGACUGUCACACCUUUACUUGGAGUCUAUGACAUACAGUCAAGCUAGAGCCGUGAUUGCUCAGAGAUUGGGCGAUAUUGCUAGACAUUGGUGUGGGUUUAUCUAUAUUAGAGCUGCCCAUGUUUUAUUUUAGGGACCCAGGUGGCACUGUGGGCUAAACCACUGAGCCUAGGGCUUGCUGAUCAGAAGGUCGGCGGUUCGAAUCCCUGUGACGGGGUGAGCUCCCGUUGCUUGGUCCCAGCUCCUGCCAACCUAGCAGUUCGAAAGCACGUCAAAAUGCAAGUAGAUAAAUAGGAACCGCUACAGCGGGAAGGUAAACGGCGUUUCCAUGUGCUGCUCUGGUUUGCCAGAAGUGGCUUUGUCAUGCUGGCCACAUGACCUGGAAACUAUACGCUGGCUCCCUUGGCCAAUAAUGCGAGAUGAGCGCGCAACCCCAGAGUCGGUCAUGACUGGACCUAAUGGUCAGGGGUCCCUUUACCUUUACCUUUUAUGUUUUAUUUUAGUUUUUAGAUGUCUUAGAUGUUUUAAUUUUGUACUGAGAAAUAUAUCUUUUCGAAAAUGAUGUAUAGAUGGUAUUUAACACCAGUAAAACUUGCUAAGAUUUACCAUAAUCAAGACAAUAAGUGUUGGAAAUGUAAAAAGGUGGAAGUAACAUUCUAUCACAUGUGGUGGACUUGCCCAUUAGUUAAGGAUUUCUGGGAAACGAUUUAUAAUGAAUUGAAAAAAGUGCUGAAAAACACUUUUAUUAAGAAACCAGAGUCAUUUCUACUGGGUAUAGUAGGAAAAGAAUUGCCUAUGAAAGAUGUAAAUUUGUUCUUAUAUGCCACAACCGCAGCCAGAAUAUUGCUAGCAAAGUAUUGGAAGACACAGAAGAUACCUACAGUGGAAGAAUGGCAAAUAAAGAUGUUGAGACUAUAUGGAACUUGCUGAUCUGACCGGAAGACUACGCAACUGGGGAGAGUAGAAGGUGGAAGAGGAAUGGAAGAAAUUUAGAAUUUACUAUAAAAAAUAUUGCAGAAUUGAUGUAUGAGGAGAAUUAUAAGCAAUUGUGAAGUUGCAGGUUAAGAAAUUAAGUGAGAUAUAAUGGAAAAUAGGUUAGAAUAUCAUAAUGAGUUGUAAAAUUGAGAAAAGGAUGUUGUAAUUGUAAUUAGGUUUGGAAAAUAAGAUAUAGAACUUGCUAAGAAUGUUAUGCAAUGAACCAUUAGAAGGGGGACUUGGGGAAGUCCCUUACCAAAAUGAGAAAAAAUGGAAUGUAUAUUUUCUCGCCAGAUUAUAAUAAUUUAAUAGUUUAAGUUGCCGAUCUGUCAUACUCGGUAAUUCCUGUGAUUUCCAUUUUUUUUGCAAUCAAUAUUCUCGCCAUGGCCAUCGCAUAACUUACUAAACACCUAUCUAUAGGCUUAAUAUCCUCAACACCUAUCUAUAGGCUUAAUGUGUACCAUGAGGAAUUAUUAUUGCAAGAACGGAGACAAUUUUUACAG
Zootoca vivipara (common lizard) is the source of this 5046-nucleotide messenger RNA. The record is from RefSeq and is a predicted model, not a curated record. NCBI's taxonomy places the organism in Eukaryota, Metazoa, Chordata, Lepidosauria, Squamata, Lacertidae.